Messenger RNA from Episyrphus balteatus (marmalade hoverfly), 940 nucleotides. RefSeq lists its product as uncharacterized. Lineage: Eukaryota; Metazoa; Arthropoda; Insecta; Diptera; Syrphidae. Bases 143 to 637 code for a protein of 164 amino acids. The record is from RefSeq and is a predicted model, not a curated record. The transcript has 3 exons.
ACAAGUUGUUGUUGUUUCUCGUGUUAUUUUUUCUUCAAAAUACCAAAAUAAAAUAGUUGCUUGAUCUUUGUAUUUUAAUUUUGAGCUUAAUUAAUAAAUAAUAAUCAACAAAUAGCAAAUAGUGCAUAAAUUCGUUCUAAAAAUGAGUGAAGAAUUCUUUGAAAAAGAAGAAACUCAAAUUGAAUACCUUUCUGAACCAUAUUCUCCAUUAAAUCGUAGCACUUUUGGUCAAGAACUAAUGAAAUGUGGGAAAGUGUUUUUAUGCUUCAUUUCUCAAGAUUUUGUUUUCUAUUGUGGUUUGUGCGAGAAAAACUCUACUCGUAAAUACACAAAUUUUGAUGAAUUUGCUAAUCACAUAAAACAAAAACAUGUAAAGCUUUGGAACUCUGAUUCCGAUAAUAUGUCCAAUGAUGCACCUUCUUACUUCACAGAAUUACAAGACGAUCCUAUCGACACUAAUGAAAAGGAAGCGUUCCAGGAUCAAAUCUUGGAUGAAUUUGAAAUAGAAUAUCUUCAUUCUGACCAAGAGGCUGAAGAAGAGAAAUUCGAAAUUGAAGAGCCUUUCAGUGAACUCAUUGAUAUGAGUAAAGAUGGUGACAAUGUUUCCCAGAAUAUGCAAAAGGUAAGUAAACUAUAACGACAAUGCAAUUAAAGCCAUUUGCUCUGUUGUUACGAAGUCCAAACUUGUUGACCAGUGUCUAAAUAUACUCAAGUCCCUAAGCACAACGAACACAGUUACUCUAACCCAUCCAGUUUCAUUCCCACCCUAACCCUGGGGAUCACAAUGGAUCCAUCGAAAUCCGAGUGGGAUGAUUCGACUUGUCGGAUUAUCACCCCGUUCAACCUAACCUAAUCUAAAACUAUAACGACAUAAUGUAGGAUAAUAUGAUUUGCACAAAAUAAUCUGUGGCAUUUCAAAAACUCAGAUCUUACGAUUACG